This is a messenger RNA of Medicago truncatula (barrel medic), 1883 nucleotides long. Its product is annotated as AMP deaminase. Bases 1 to 1473 code for a protein of 490 amino acids. Gene Ontology annotation, molecular function: AMP deaminase activity. Gene Ontology annotation, cellular component: cytosol. Gene Ontology annotation, biological process: AMP metabolic process; IMP salvage. The record is from RefSeq and is a predicted model, not a curated record. Lineage: Eukaryota; Viridiplantae; Streptophyta; Magnoliopsida; Fabales; Fabaceae. The transcript has 15 exons.
AUGUCUAUUGGGAAUGUUCGCUCUGCAUGCUACCACAGGCUACGGUUUCUUGAGGAAAAAUUCCGCCUUCAUCUGUUACUGAAUGCAGAUCGGGAGUUUGUCGCUCAGAAAAGUGCACCACACCGAGACUUCUACAAGAUCCGAAAAGUUGAUACUCAUAUUCAUCAUUCUGCAUGCAUGAAUCAGAAGCAUCUGCUCCGCUUCAUCAAGUCAAAAUUAAGAAAAGAACCUGAUGAGGUUGUUAUUUUUAGGGAUGGAAAGUAUAUGACGCUUAAGGAGGUGUUUGAGAGUUUGGAUUUGACCGGAUAUGAUGUGAAUGUGGAUUUGUUGGACGUCCAUGCAGAAAAGAGCGCAUUUCAUAGAUUUGACAAAUUCAACCUAAAGUAUAAUCCUUGUGGACAGAGUAGACUCAGAGAGAUAUUUUUAAAGCAGGAUAAUCUUAUCCAGGGAAGGUUUCUGGCUGAAGUAACAAAGCAAGUUUUGUUAGAUCUUGAAGCAAGUAAAUAUCAGAUGGCCGAGUACAGGAUCUCUGUUUAUGGAAGAAAACAGAGCGAAUGGGAUCAGCUUGCAAGUUGGUUUGUGAACAAUGCUCUUUAUAGCAAGAAUGCCGUAUGGCUAAUCCAGUUACCGCGUCUAUAUAAUAUCUACAGGAGUAUGGGAAUUGUUACCUCCUUUCAGAAUAUUCUGGAUAACGUGUUUAUUCCUCUAUUCGAAGCCACAGUAGAUCCAAAUUGUCAUCCUCAAUUACAUUUGUUUUUGAAUCAGCAUGGAAAAAGGUGUCCAACUAAGCAUAUGCCUACUCCUGCUCAAUGGACAAAUGAAUUCAAUCCAGCAUACUCUUAUUACCUCUAUUACUGCUAUGCAAACUUGUACACACUCAACAAGCUGCGCGAGUCUAAAGGAAUGACAACAAUUAAAUUGCGGCCUCAUUGUGGAGAGGCAGGUGAUAGUGAUCAUUUGGCUGCUGCCUUCCUCCUAUGCCAUAACAUUUCCCAUGGCAUUAAUCUACGGAAGACUCCGGUUUUGCAAUAUUUAUAUUACCUUGCGCAGGUUGGAUUAGCUAUGUCACCGCUUAGCAACAAUUCCCUUUUCCUGGACUAUCACCGCAAUCCUUUGCCAAUGUUUUUCCAGCGAGGGCUGAAUGUCUCUCUCUCUACUGACGAUCCUUUGCAAAUUCAUUUGACAAAAGAGCCACUGCUAGAAGAAUAUAGCGUUGCAGCAAAGGUAUGGAAACUCUCUGCUUGUGACCUGUGUGAGAUAGCUAGAAACUCUGUUUACCAAUCUGGAUUUUCACAUCAAGAUAAGUUACACUGGCUAGGGGAUAAAUAUUUCUUAAGAGGUUCUGAAGGAAAUGACAUUCACAAGACAAAUGUUCCCAGUUUGAGGAUCUCUUUCCGAUAUGAGACAUGGAAGGAUGAAAUGCAAUAUAUUUAUGCUGGUCAAGCCACCUUUCCUGAAGACGUAGAUCCUUGAAACCAGAUGAAAGUCAUUGUUCACCCUUUGAUAUUAGAUGCUUACGUCGGUGAUUUGGUGAACUUUCUUUUGAUGAGCAACAAUUUUGGCAGUGACAAGCCAAUGAAUGCCAUGCUCUCUUGCAAGUCCUGUUUCAUAUUGCCCCUCAAUACUACUACUAUCACUACUACUAAUGAUGAUAAUGUUGGUAAGCUCUAGAAUCAGCACCCAUACUAUUACUUGGAAGGAAGCAGGAACACUUCUGUAAGUUAUUUACGAAGUCAAUAGUAUUAUAGUAGUUAGUAAUUAAUAAUAAUGUAGCAAUUUUGUUCUUCAUCAGCAUGAAUAGGCAGAGUUAGGGUUUCUAAUCCGUUGUAACAAAAACAUGAGUGUUUUAAAUGAAAGAUCCUCUUAUGCAUUUGUUUAUCUUA